Peronospora belbahrii is the source of this 513-nucleotide messenger RNA. The record is from the annotation of a GenBank genome assembly. NCBI's taxonomy places the organism in Eukaryota, Oomycota, Peronosporomycetes, Peronosporales, Peronosporaceae.
AUGAAAGCGCCGACCACAGUUCAUAGCGCAACUGAGCACCGCCCAUGCUUUGCUGCUCGUGUAUUCACGCUCAUCUUUAAGCGGAGACAGUCUGUCGAUAAGAGUCGCCCGAAGUCAUGGUCAGGACAGCCCACCUCUGCAUCUGUAGAGACCCUUGCUCGCCACACAAGCGCCAGAAGCAUGAUCACACGUCAAUCAGGGCCUCUGGCCUCAGAAGUUACAUCUCGUAAUACUGAUGAUGACUAUGACCACGACUCAAGUUGGCGAAAACGCCAAACACACUGCGCAAAUUGCGGGCGUUUGUUCUUUGUAUCGCUGUCGGCGCUAAGUUGCGGUUCUACGCGUUUCUGCUCACUGGACUGCAAAACUACUUUCGAGUACGUGAAACAUCUUGAGGAAUUGCUGGCUGAGCACAUGUUAAAGACUAGUAGCUGUAAUGGCUCGAGCUCCGAUGAAGAUGAUUACAAAGUCGAAGAAGUUGAUGUUGAGAAGCUCUUAACAAACUUGACUUGA